Molecule: messenger RNA, 495 nt
Organism: Penicillium argentinense
Lineage: Eukaryota; Fungi; Ascomycota; Eurotiomycetes; Eurotiales; Aspergillaceae
Exons: 2
Coding region: 1-495 (164 amino acids)
Source: RefSeq, a predicted model, not a curated record
AUGUAUUCGAAAUCUACGGAUUCGACUGUCCCCAUUAGGCCUACAGAUUCGGAAGAGCAACAAACGACCCGACAACUACUCUCGGAGAUAUUCGGAGUUAUGAUGCGUGGAGGCGUGUCGGAAGAGUGGAGCCCAUUUCGGAUGGUGCUCCGACUCUCCGAUGACGGCCCCCACUCCGAUGGCCUGCAUCCGGCUUCGCGGCUUCCCGCAUUGGGAAUCCGAAGUAUAAAGGCGGCCAGCAGAUCAAGUGCUAUCAGAGAUACCCCGCUGCAGGAGCGCGCCGCAUCCGAUUCCUCCUUCUCUUUCUCCCACUCCUCUCACUUCCUGUUGCUUCCUGUUUCUUCCCCUCAAAUUCAUGCCUCCUUCACUUCGCCUACCCCAACGUCGACCGGUCCCACCAUUGACCUUCUCUUCAAGGAGCACUACCUCCGGUUUAACUUUGAGGCCUUUAAGUUCGGCAUCUCGACAUUUGGGCUCUUCACCAACUCUUCUUAA